AUGGCCUCGUCACAUUCUGAGAUUGUCGUGGACAGAGAUGGAAUACCCCACUUUACGGGGGCGCAACCGGCACUUGUCCGAGAGUACCGGCGCCGAGUCUUGUUCGUGUACAACUCCCUGGAACGAAGCGGAGACGAGACCAAGGAGGCCCGAUCCUUGAAGAAGAAGCGCAGACGGUUCGCAAGGAAGCUCCUGGACGUGUUGCACGGCGAGGCGUGGAAGGCUUGCCAAGACUUGAUGCUGGACAGCGAGAAGCUGAAGUCUCCAGACGGCUAUAAGGAGAUCUUCAAGACCCUUGGACAGAUCGAGAAGGCAGGCGUCAUCCGCAAGACGGAGGCCUUUGAUCAGCAGCAUGGCAAGGGCGGCGGCCGCCGCGUCUACGUCCACAUGGCCAAGGUGGAGUCGAGUGACGCCGAGUUGUCGAGCAAGACGAGGACAUGGACGACGAAGACAGCCGCCACUUUGCCAUGGAGGCUGACGCCGAGGAUGACGAGAAGUCCGCGUCCGAUGCCGGCGCCUUGGCCCGGCAGCGAGGAGGACAAGAUGGAGCAGGACGCCGGCGCCACAGAGCUUGACAAGAGACGCGAGGCCCGCGUCGACGACGGCAGUGAGUGGGAUGUGGUUUCCGAGCACCGCGGUGCGGGUUAUACCGCUCCUACCUCGUUCGCCCCACCGAUGCCAGAAGUGGGAGGAAGCCGAUUCCUGGAACCCGAGAACGAUCAGCUUUUGGUCAGGGUUCCGGUUAAGAACGUUGAGAAGAUCAAGGUGACGUCCUUUGCCGAAACGAGGCCGAGAUCCUGGAGCGACCCAGAAGCUCUACAAGGGCGAGCCAGUGGAGAAGAAGGGCUGCGCCAAACGCCCUCGGUGGCAGCGGCGACAGCAGCUUAUAUGCGCAGCUCUCGUGUCGGCGGCAGCCUCUCGGCCUAUGAGUUAGCCCUUGCCAGCGAAGACGGCGUCCAGCAUGACGCCGGAGGCGAGCACGACAGGGACCAAGAAGGGAGCAAGCAAGGCAAGCCGUUCGUUUCGAAGUUCCAGGACAUGGAAGUUGGCAAGAUUGUGCCCAAGGUCCUGUGCGUGGUAUGUGACGUUCCUAUGAUUGAUGCAGAGAAGAGGAAGUUUCACCUUUGGUCAUGGAGUUCGCCUAUGUCAACCGUGACCCUGCUGCAGUCCGGGCAUACAGAGCCAAAGGAGCAUGAAUUCAAACAACAGCCACCACCAAUAGAUGAGAAUUCACUCGGCUCCAAGACGGCGCUGAUGGAGAAGUUGAUGAGUCACCCGUGGCUUUCCUGGAUACGGCGUGUGCCUCCUGCUUGUGCUCUCGACCACGGCGAGAAGCUUACGCUCGACAUCUUCCCGAAGGUUUUCACAGUGCCGUCAGACGGCGACACGGUGUACUUGGCGGAGGUCGGCGCCGGCAACGCCCCGCUCUUGCUUUCCGUUCCGGCUACGGGCGGGCUAGACAUGGUCCUCCACAUGAAGGCCCGGCAGGUCUUUGUGCAAGCUUUGGGCCUGGAAGCCAAGAUUGAAGGAGCUGGCCUUCGGCAAGCGAGCGCGAACCCGGGGGCAAGCGUUGACCAGCCACGGGUGACCUUGGAGGCGGAAGACAUCCUCGCCUGCUUCUUGGAGGUGAAAGACGUUGAGCGAACGGAGGGUGAAGGAAUUACAGCGAGGCAGAAAGUUCUGGAGAAGCGAGCGCAGGGUGCCCUCCGCCGCGGCUUCUCCAUGGCCGAGCAGUGGUGCGCCCAAGGACUUCGAGUCACGGUUCCACCUUCGGCGGCAACUUCGGCGUCGCCGGGCGCAUUCGAGGAGUUCAACUGGACAUGCAGCCAGCCUCUGGACUUGCAAGACGGCUAUGAGCUGUUAAGCCCAGCCAGGCGGAAGCUUGUGGAUAAUGUCCUUGAACAGCGCCGGCCCUACCUGACGGUCAUCGUCUUCGACUGCCGAAUGUGGUCGAUUUUGACAAACAUGUCACCUUGGAAGGAUUGUGCGGCGCUACGGCGCGGCCUGGGCAAGCGCGUUUCACAGUUGGCGCUGCGCAUCUGCCGCAAGCAGCGGCAAGCUGGCAGGUGCUAUUUGAUUGAGAACCCAGCCGCGUCGCACGCCUGGAUCUUCGAUAAGAUCCUUGCUGAGUUGUUGUCCAUGGAGGAUGGCAGGUUUGCUUGUGGCGACCAAUGCAGGUCCAUUUGCCGAGGAGUGCGUGACAGCAUGAACUUGGACUAUGCCAUCGCGAUGGCGUACCACGAUGGCAUCUACCUUGCAGGCGCCUACGCGGCCGAGGACGAAGACAUGUCCAUUGAAGGCGACGAGGUCGGGGACUCCGUCGAGGAAGACCGACUACGAGGCGCCAGCGAAGAACGAGUGGCAUUUUGGAGGAGCCGACGGACACGAGCAAAAUGGACAUGCCGUGGACAGGCGAAUACGGAGUUCCAUGCAGAUCCGAAGUGCUCGGGGCCGGUCCGCGCGACGAAGAGGUGCUUCAGCGGUGCAGUGUACGAGGAGCCAGACGAGAUGGCAGAAUACAAGCCCAGCCCAGUUGGCUUGGACGAUAAUGGCCGUUUAGAAAGGCCAUUUGAUGAAGCACCUGCAGCAGAGGGCAACUUCAACAGAGGGGCUUUUGGGUCGACGUCGGACGAGACGCUCGAGCUCUUGAACGGCGGCGAAUGCCGAUGUCGAGACCUCCUAUUCUCUGUAGCAGUAGCAGCCGAGCAAGACGGUGCCGGGCUCAGCACUGACUGGGAAUCACGGUACACAGUGUCCCCGUCAUUUCAGGAGUUGGAGAAGGAGACGCUGACCCUUGGCAUGGACGCGAACAAGCACGAGAACGACAAUGGCAAGUUUGGAGAAGCGUGUGCGCCCGCCAAGUUGCCCAUCACGGAGGAGUUCAACGUGCAGAUUGGCGUGGCCACUGACAGGGCCAAGUACUUCAUCGGGAAGGGCGGCGCCAUGGCAGAUUGGACACGAAUCGUCAUGGCCACCGGCGCUGUUACCCAGGCAAAGAAUUCGGAGGAUGAGGCCAACAGACUUGGAGCACAAGCUUUGGGUGCCAAGAUGUUCCGCAAGACGCAGCUGAGAAUGGCAGCUUGGGAAGCCUUGGCUCAGGCAUCCAAUUCGGAUGCGAGCCAAGCCCGAACUGCUGGCGGGGAAUCGCGAGAUUUGUUGGGCGAGAAGGUCAGUCAGGAGAUGGAGCUCGUGGAUCCAGUUCCCGUCUCUGGUGGUGCCGGUUUCAUCGAUCUUCGACAAGCACCGGGGGAAAUGCCGGAAAUGCACGACCGCCCGGACGGCAAGACGGUGGAUCAGAGGGCGAAAGCAAGCGCUCCAGUUGACGUCGACCCGACUGGAGAGGAGGACCUGGACUUGGCUGAGUUCGAUCCGAAAGUUCACGACUACCACCAGUCAGCGCCGAGAAGGCAACUGACGCCUGUGGUGGAGGAUCCGGAGGCAGAAGUUGAAGCUGCCGAACGCGAAGCCAAGAGGUUGGUUGCUUCGUCCGCCAACUAUGUUGACCAGUUCAGCGCUUUCCUGACGGCCAAGUCCGAGGACUAUACCUGCAAAGAUGCCUGUGGAGUCCUGAGCCUUCAGGAGAGCCAGCGCAUCCGCCGCAGCAAGCCUGCCUUGUUGCGCACCAACAAGCAUGACGGCAUUGUUGGGAAAGACUUCCUACCAAAGUCGAGGUUGGUGGUGCAAGGCUUUAAGGACAAGUCGUUGGGCUUCAACCGCAGGGACAUUAAGAAUGCAUACUUCAGUGGCAAGAACGUUGGCAGAAAGAUCUACUUGGGCCAGCAUCGAGGCGGACUACCUGGUUUGGAGAAAGGUCAGUUGCUGCGAGCCAAGAAGGCCAUCUAUGGCUUUGCUGAGGCAGCCCGUCUUUUCUGGAAAGAGCACAUCGAAAGCGACGGCUGGCAGGAUUCCCGUUUGGAGCCCGCCCUCUUCUACCUGCGAAAGGCUGGCAAACUUCUUGGGAUCCUGAUCACCUAUGUGGAUGACUUGGAGGGCGGCAUGGUCAUGCAACAUCCUGGGAGUGGCCGCGUGGACGUGACCAUGAAGAACUACGCUCUCAGCGUGAAGCACGUGAAGGUUGACAACAUCCGCCGGAAGCAGUUGGUUUCCGAGCUAGAGCCCAAAGAGAAAGAGAGGUUCCAGAGCCACGCGGGCGAGCUUGGAUGGUUGGCGAGACAGCUUCGCUGCGACCUUGCUUACGAGCAGGGGAUCAUCCAAAGAGGCAAGUCUGAUGUUUGCGUAGCCGACUUGUUGAGGCUGAAGCAGUACAUCGGUCAUGCCAAUGGCACUCCAGACCACAAGGAGGACCUGAAGUACAAGAGCGUCCCAGGAUACUUCAUCAUGGAUGUCGUUGAGCGCCGGAGGAGGGUGUACGUCACUGACGCCAAGUCCCUGUAUGAUUAUCUCCAGCGAGAUGUUACAAGUACUUUGAGCGACAAGCGCAUGGCGAUAGAGGGCCCGCUGCUUCGAGAGACCGUUCGCAAAGAGAACGCCUUUAUGUCCUCACGAAGGCGAUUGCAGAGCAAGACACUUUACGUGAAUUUCUGCGUUCUGGAGUUGGCUGUGAGCACUGCCCAGCCGCGACUUUCUGUUUUCAGUGCAGCCGGAGAUGGCCCUGCGUUCCAGAUUCAGGAGGAGAAUGAUGGGACAUGGAACACCUACUACCUACCGGGAGCCACCAUCACUGACAAGAGAACUGUCACGUACGGCAUCAAUGACAAGUACUACCUCAUGACGCUUGGGUGA
Messenger RNA from Symbiodinium pilosum, 4743 nucleotides. The record is from the annotation of a GenBank genome assembly. NCBI's taxonomy places the organism in Eukaryota, Dinophyceae, Suessiales, Symbiodiniaceae.